CACGCCAUGGAUAAACUGGCUUCCAAUGUGGUCACCACUUUUACGCUGAAUGACGCGUUCAAGCCGGUGGAGGCCAGCAGCUCAAACCAUGUUACUAUCCAGUUCGCCCGUCAGCAAGUCCCUGUUGAUCUAGUCAAGCCAGUUUUCGACGAUCCCACGGGCGCUCAGCCUGACAUGUUUGCGGAUCUGCCACCACGCCGCUCGUCUCUAAAUGACUUAGGGAAUGCGCAUCUCACGGCUUCAUUGGGGGACUAUCUGGGUCACGGUCACUGCGGUUUAGUCUAUGCCCUCGAAGACAUGCACGUUACUGGAGCCCCUGAUGGGGUUGCGUUUCCCCCACUGGUCGUAAAGAUCGCGCGUCUCAACCGUGUCGCGUCGCUUCUCCGUGAGACGUGGUUUUACGACGAGAUGGAGUGCCUGCAGGGCGUGGCAAUCCCAAGGUGCUAUGGCUACUUUGAGGCCGAGUUUUCUGAGAAUGGCAGCGAGAAGGCAUUGCUGCAGACGCUAUUCAAGAAAUUUCCCGGUGCCGACGAGAGUGAGGGGAAUCCCACCGUCGAGAGAGACAGAUGCCGAGGACCGCUGCAUCCUCUUCUUGAAGAACGAGACUCCCACAGCAGAGUUGUUGCCGUGCUCAUUUUGGAGAAGCUUGGACCCCGGCUUCCAGUAGGUGUUGCCGUGUCGGAGGAGACUCGUGAAGAUAUAAGGGGUCUCUAUGAAGAGAUUGGCCACCUAUGCAUUGAUAAUGUCGAAGAUAUUCGAUACAAGAACAUCCUGCAGGCUCCUGCACCGCCGCCUGGUCUCCCUUCUCUCCCUUCUCCGUUUACUAAGCGAGUUCACAAGUGGAGGCUGGUCGAUUUUGAACUGGCCAUGCAAGUCAAUUACUCCAUCAGUAACCUCGAGGUCCAGUAUCUCACGGAACUCGAUGGAAUCUUUUACGACAUGGAGCAUGGAUGUGAGGAAGACUACGAAAAUCUCAUGGACGACGACGAAGAAGAUAGUUUGGAAUGGCGUGAUAGGCCUGUAAUUCCGUUGAUGCUAUUCACUUGGAAUGACGUGGAGUAGGUUUCUACCCAUUAUACGCAAGAAUUUAAUCGAACACAUCUAGUGUGCGAUGUCAUACAUGUGUGGCGUCACUAUUCGCUGCCUUCGGUACUGCCCCUAAGACACUCACGAGAUUAUCAAGCAGCGCCUCCAAACGUUCCAGCCGAUUGUCGAAGGACGAGAAGCGCUCUUGUAACUUGAGAAGCGUCUCUUUGACGGAACCGUUGGAGGUCGUUUCUGCGAGCUCCUUUGAUGCUCGUUGAUAGAGCAGAAGGUUGUGCUUGAAAGAAUGGACUGCGAGUCCUGCAGACCCGCUUUCAUCUCCGCUUCCUCUCUUGGGCCUGUCUGCAGCGUCUCCGCCGCCUGCCUCGAUAUCGCUUGCAGCGCCCUCUUCCUUGCUAGCAGAGGUGUACUCCGCCGGAGUGGCUUCCGACUCUUCCGCAGCCUCGCCAUUUGCAGCCGCCAAAUUGGAAGAACCGGCGCCCUCAGCGUCGUUCAAAGGAGGCUGAGCGGGAUCAUCUUCCCUGUCUUCUCCGGUAUUGUUCGCGGCAGAGCUCUGAGCGUCGCCGCUAUUUGCAGCGUUAGAGCGGCUGGCGGCCAUGGCGAAAGCGUAUGCCGCGAACGAGAGCUCGUCCUCUUGGGCCAGUGCGUCCUCCUUUUCCACCUUACAUUUCAUGCAUAUGUAGGCGUUUCCUGCGCAAUCAAUGCAAUGCCAGAACGGAGCCUGGAGAAGCCUCGCGGACAGUAAUGGCAGUUGUAUGUG
Molecule: messenger RNA, 1804 nt
Organism: Phanerochaete carnosa HHB-10118-sp
Lineage: Eukaryota; Fungi; Basidiomycota; Agaricomycetes; Polyporales; Phanerochaetaceae
Exons: 6
Coding region: 7-1062 (351 amino acids)
Source: RefSeq, a predicted model, not a curated record